This is a messenger RNA of Eimeria mitis, 2448 nucleotides long. Its product is annotated as nucleotidase, putative. Gene Ontology annotation, biological process: nucleotide catabolic process. Lineage: Eukaryota; Apicomplexa; Conoidasida; Eucoccidiorida; Eimeriidae. The coding region runs from base 1 to 2448 and encodes 815 amino acids. Gene Ontology annotation, molecular function: hydrolase activity. The transcript has 8 exons. The record is from RefSeq and is a predicted model, not a curated record.
AUGAAGAAGGAUAUGGUUAAGGAGCAUGGAGAAGGCAGGGCGCCCCUGUCUCCUCUUAGCCGCUCCCCGAGGCUGCAAGUACUGGGACAAGAGACGCCUGUCUUGGCAGUUCAGGGACGCCGCAUCGGACGGAGAGGCGACGACUCACCACCGGAACCCGAUGAGGAAAUUCGUCGAUUGGCGUCGAUGAUCACGAGACAAGCUUCACGAGGCUUUACUGGAGAGACUUGGUACGACUUCGACUUGCCGCUAAACAGGACCGACCCAAUCGUCAUCUUGCAUUUUAACGAUGUGUACAACAUUGAUACAAGAGAAGAUGGAUCUGGUGGCGUUGCUCGUUUUGUCACUGCGAUGCAACGCUUCAGCCAUUUGCACCCUCUAGUCUUCUUUUCAGGAGACGCUCUAAAUCCGUCGUUGAUGAGUACUUAUAUGAAGGGGCGCCAGAUGAUUCCUUUUCUAAACCUUCUCAAGGUCCACACCGCUUGUCUUGGGAAUCACGACUUUGACUUUGGCAUUGACGAACUCGAGUACACAAUUGGGUCGUGCAAUUUUCCUUGGCUGCUUACGAACGUGUUUGAAAGAUCUUCUUCGGAUGAUCAACGCAAAUUGGAUAGAUAUAUGCACGGCAGAGAACAUGCGACUCCACUGAGUAAAGGCUGCGCUGCAGAGGGGAACCAGGCAGAACAUCGGACUGGCGAUGAUGAGUCUCACGCGGCUGGCAAGGGGCCCACUGAUCCGUAUGCUGGUGACUACACCUGUCUUCCAGGGGAGCCUAUCGCCAAUGCCUGGAAAUACCGUCUUUUUGAGUGGCAGGGAGUCCGCAUUGGCUUGAUUGGCUUGGUUGAGCGAGAAUGGCUGGAUACUUUGGCAUGCAUAAGCGCCGACGACGUGGUGUACGUGGACUACGUAGUUGCGGCGAACCGGAUGUGUCGGUUCUUGAGAGCAAAAGAGUGUGAACUAAUCAUAGCACUAACGCACAUGCGGGCACCGAACGAUCAGCGCCUUGCCGAGAUGGCUCCAGAUAUUGAUAUCAUCCUUGGCGGUCACGACCACGACUACUAUGGAUUGCAAGUAAUAGGCGGCACGCCCGUUGUCAAGUCUGGGACGGAUUUCUUUGACUUCACAGCUAUUGCAAUUUUCCCGGGGGAUGCCUCUCCCCAACCAAACCUGCUUGCAACUGCACUGAUUGACGAUUCAGGGAAGCAUGUUGGCGCAGCUGCCAUAGCAGCUGCAGCAGUCGCAUCAGCACCUCGAGUGCUAGAUGGAACAGACCCACCGCCGGAGGCUACAGCCUCCGCCAUAGCUGCAGCUGUGGCUGUGGCCGAGGAGGCUUCAAACAAUCAAGCUGAAGUACUGAGCCCAAGCGAGUUGGCGUCGCAGUUGCUGCAUGCGAAAGGGAAAGUGAUCUCUGAUAGCAGGCAGGGGCAAGGCGGUACAGAAGAACGCCCUUUGCUGCUCAAACCUGCUCUUCCAGCUCAGUCACAAAGGCAGUUGAAACCGUCGGACUGCCCAGGCGGCAGCGUUGUAAUCCCGAAGAUUUUGGGGAGUUCUCUUGUCCAGUGGGAACGUGUCCGGGUCACACCCAAUAACUUUGCAAAGAACAAGCACGUAGAGCUUCUCGUGAAGAAGUAUGAGCGCCACAUUAAGCAGCAAAUGCGAAGGAAACUGGCGAAGCUUGGCGCAGAACUUGAGACGCGGUUUCGAAUCAUUCGCACUCAAGAAAGUAAUUGCGGCAAUUGGCUGUGCGAACUCAUGCGCAAGGAGUGCAAGAGCGACAUCGCCUUCAUCAAUUCGGGGACGAUUCGGUCUGAUUGCGUGUUUAAGGAGGGAGACUUUCGUUACGGGGACCUGGCGGCCAUGCUUCCUAUGGCGGACGAAAUCGCUGUGGUCAGCUGCAAAGGUUCAGUGCUCCUGGCAGCGUUAGAAAAUGCGGUGUCCCAGGUACCCAAAACGGAAGGUCGAUUUCUUCAGGUUGCUGGGAUUAGGUUUGAGUUCGACAGUAGCAAACCAGCGGGUAGUCGCGUGAUCAGAGAUACCGUGAAAGUUGCACCAAGGGGAAGCACUGUGCAGUCUCCUGAUGGGCAACCUGGUAUAGGGCGUUUCGAGCCCUUGGAUGAGAAUGUCGAGUAUACCGUUGCAACGAAGUCCUACGUACUACAGGGUCGUGACGGGUUUACAAUGAUGACAACCUGCCCAGUGCUUGUAGAGGGUGAGCGUUUGCCUCCGCUGCCGACUCUUGUGCGAAAUGCCUUAGCGUUAACAGCAAUGGCCAACGGUCUGAAGAAGCCGCAUUCGAGCAUCGUGUCUCGUCAGCUUUCGUCUUUUACGAACCUUCAGCAAGACCAGAUGCUCUCCGAGUUUGGAUGCAGAAAGGGCAUUGACGACGAGGUUGUCCUCGCUCCGAAGUGUGACGGGAGAAUCGUAGACAGGAACAGGCAACCCAUGUAG